AUGGCCAACCUGACCGCGGAAGUCAUCAUCGGGGUUGACCUCUGGGCCCGGCUCCAGAUUGCGCUGCCACCGCCCCCGAGGGACUUCCAGCGAUUACAACCACCCCGAGUGGGGAUCAUAGAGGGGGGCCUGACGACCAGGACGGACGAAGAGAAAGCCAGAUUCAACCAAUUCCUGACGAGCGAACUGGCUCUCUUCGAUAAAGUUUCCGGGCCGACCCCAUCGAUCCGCCACCAGAUUCGGGUGUGCCCCGGCACGAGCCCCAUCAAGCAGCGCUACCGACCACAGAACCCGGCUAUGCAAGCCAUCAUUGAUGAGGAGGUCACAAAGAUAGAGGCGGAGGGAGUGAUUGAGCCCUCGUCUAGUGCCUGGAGCUCCCCCGUCGUCCUCGUCCGGAAGAAGGACGGCGGAUACCGCUUCUGUAUAGACUUCCGGAAGGUGAACGAGGUAACCGAGCGAGACGCCUACCCGCUACCGCAGAUAAGUGCGACUUUGGACCGACUACGCGGGGCCCGCUACCUAUCCUCGUUAGACUUGAAGAACGGGUAUUGGCAAGUUCCAUUGACCAAGGACAGCAAGCCAAUCAUUGCGUUCACCGUGCCCGGCCGGGGUCUCCGCCAGUUCACCGUCCUCCCGUUCGGCCUGCACUCCGCGCCGGCAACCUUCCAGAGGUUAGUGGACACCGUGUUGGGCGCUGACCUGGAACCGCACGUAUUAGUGUAUCUCGAUGAUAUUAUUGUGUUAAGUACUACACUAGACGAACAUAUGAAACACUUACGAGAGACGGACGCCAAUCAGCACGGCCUGGGAGCAGUGCUAACUCAGAACCUGGAGAAAGGCGAGCGCGUAAUCGCCUAUGCUAGCCGGACUCUCAACCAGGCGGAGAAAAACUAUAGCGCUACCGAGCUAGAAUGCCUGGCUAUUGUGUGGGGCAUUCGUCGAUUGCGCGAGUAUUUGGAGGGCUACACUUUCACCGUGGUGACCGACCAUCAAUCCUUGAAGUGGCUGCAGAAACUGGAAACUGCUGUAGUUCAAACUUCCACCGCCACCGGCCGGCUAGGGCGGUGGAAGUUUGAACUACAGCAGUACACCUUCAAUGUAGCAUACCGGAAAGGCUCGCAAAAUCGCGUAGCAGACCCGCUGUCGCGCGACACCGCAGUCUGCGAAAUCAGGGAAGCCACCGGAUGCUCGUGGUACGAGCUGCUCAAAAAACAAGUCGCCGUUCGGCCCCACGAUUUCCCCGAUUACACCAUUCGGGAUGGGGUUCUGCAUCGACACUUCCUCCACACGUUGGACUUCCGCGAAGUACCCGCUGAGAAUCAGUGGAAAAAGUGUGUUCCGACCAACGAUAGAAGGGAAGUAUUGAAACGCUACCACGACAUACUAUUGGCCGGGGAUGGCUCGAGACGCUGCUGGGUACGUCCGGAACUGGCCGUCUUCCGUUGCUUAGCCUAUAAGGCUAGUCAACGGAAGACGGCCGGCCUCCUCCACGCCACCGCGUCACAUCGGCCGUGGAAGCAUGUCUCGAUCGACCUGAUCGGGCCGCUGCCCCGAUCACGACGAGGAUCCACCUGGCUGCUGACUAUGCAGGAUCGGUUUACGAAGUGGCUCGAAACUAAGCCCCUGCGACAGGCCACCACACCGUCGGUAAUCAGCGGGAUUAGUGAUCUGGUGAUUUACCGACACGGCUGUCCAGCCGUGAUCACCACCGAUAACGGAACGCAAUUUACAGCGAAAGAAUUUGAAACAUUCUUAACAGAACAUGGGAUCCACCACCGCACGACACCAAGCUACACUCCCCAGUGCAAUCUCGUCGAGCGCACGAAUCGGACCAUCAAAACGAUGAUCGUUCAGUUCGUCGAUAAACAACACCGUCAUUGGGAUGAACAGCUCUCAGCCCUGCGUUUUGCGUAUAAUACCGCUCAACAUUCCUCUACACAGUUCAGCCCGGCGUUUCUAAAUCACGGGCGCGAGCUCGACCGACCGCAUCCCGCCGACCGCAGUAGUACCAGGGCGGGGGCGAAUCCGCAGGAAGUCGGAAAAAUGUUGAAGGAAACGUACGAACUGGUGGAAGUGCAUUUGGCACAAGCGUUUCAAAAACAGGAAACGCAUUAUAAUCUGCGUCGACGAGCUUGGCGACCAGAAGUGGGAGACACGGUCUGGAAACGAGGACAUCCGCUAUCCGACAAAGCUAAAGCAUUUAACGCGAAGCUAGCACCGAAAUACAAGGGGCCGUUGAUUACGAACCGUGUCAACAAUAAUCGAAGACAAUACAGCAUCAAUAUCAGAAGACCGUUCACCAGAUUUAAUAUCUCUAUACUUUCUCUAGAAGACUUCUAA
Molecule: messenger RNA, 2340 nt
Organism: Harpegnathos saltator (Jerdon's jumping ant)
Lineage: Eukaryota; Metazoa; Arthropoda; Insecta; Hymenoptera; Formicidae
Product: transposon Ty3-I Gag-Pol polyprotein
Exons: 5
Coding region: 1-2340 (779 amino acids)
Biological process (GO): DNA integration
Molecular function (GO): nucleic acid binding
Source: RefSeq, a predicted model, not a curated record